GCGAAAUACUGUAGGAUGACUGGACGAGGACGGUUCUAACUCAGCUAAUACAUAGCAACAUGCUUAUAUUGAUUAUUACGAGUAGUCUAUAUCCGUGUACUACUGUACCUGGUUGGCGUUCAAGUCCACUUGGAAGACCAAAGCUUUUUCUACACAAAUUAUGGAGGAGACAGAUUACUAGUACGAGUAUCAGCAUAGCACUGUCUAGCUAGUUCCCAAGCCAAGCUAGCCCAACACCAUGCAUGCUCAUGCAACCUUCGGUAAGCCUGUAUCUCGCAUGCCAGAGGUAACGCUCCUCAUGCCAACACUAGUAGUGGUACUGAUGGCACUUGAGCUCCUCCUCGUAGCAACAGCCGUCGCCGGUGGCCCAGUAGCCUUGCCUGGCUGCCCGGAGGCCUGCGGCAGCGUCACCGUCCCCUACCCUUUCGGCUUCCGGCAAGGCUGCUUUCACAAGGGCUUCAACCUCACCUGCGACGAGACACGCCAUCCGCCGAAGCUGCUCCUGGGGGACGGCGUGGAGGUGGACGCCAUCUCCCUUGCGGACGGCACGAUGCGUGUCGAGGGCAAGACCGUGAACGGCGCAUUCACAUUCGCCGAUAACCUGACCACCCUAGCGGGUAACAGAAACCGCAUGUCAAAGCCAUCUCUCAACUCCAACGGCUCGUGGUCCAGCGGCCUAAUGGGUGCCGGCGGGCAGCGGCUCGCGGUGUCGACCGAGCGCAACGUCUUUGUGGCUUACGGAUGCAACUUCAUCGCCUACCUCGUUGCCGAUCCUGACCCUGCAGGCAGCUCUCGGCGUACCGAGUAUGUCAGCGCAUGCACCCCGCUGUGUGACGGUAAUUUCACCGCCGCAGAGACCAGCUCCUGCUCGGGCAUCAGCUGCUGCCAGACGACCAUCGCGCGGGGCCUACCCACGUAUGGGGUGCAGUUCAGGGAUUUGGACCAGACGGAUGUCAAAGAGCGCCGCCCGUUUGGGGCCGCGGUCAUAGUCGAUCGCGAGUGGUUUGCCGGGAUUACUGCAACCAUCAUGCAGAUGGAACUUGCGACGAAUUCGGUGUUUUAUGAAUAUCGUCGGCAUGGGCGUACCAGCCCCAGCGUGAUGAGCGUACCCACCGUGCUGGAAUGGUGGCUAGAUGUAGAAGGUGACCGUGACUUGGCCUGGUUGGAUCUCCAUUCUGCAUCUGGUUUGAGAUGCAAAAGCUUGAAUAGCUUCGCUUCCGCCGUUGGCACAGCAGCGAACAAAGUAAGGUGCAACUGCUCGGAUGGAUACGAAGGCAACCCUUACAUCCUGCACGGGUGCCAAGAUAUCGAUGAGUGCCAAUCCCCAGGUGUUUAUCCAUGUCCACAGGGAACCUGCAUAAAUAUGCCAGGAACAUACCGAUGCUCAUCAACAAAGAAAAGUUUCAGCAGGCUCCCAGGCUUAAUUUCUGGAAUUGCAAUUAGUGCUGGUUUUGGGUUACUAUUUUCACUUCUGGGUGUUGCCAAAAUCACCAAUAAACUCAAGCAACGAAGAGCCAAGAAGUUGAGACAAAAAUUCUUCAAGAAAAAUCAUGGGCUGCUUCUACAACAGUUGAUCUCUUCAAACAAAGAUAUAGCAGAAAGAACAAGGAUUUUUAGCUUGGAAGAGCUGGAGCAAGCAACCAACAAAUUUGACCAUAAUCGCAUCCUUGGAGGUGGUGGCCAUGGCACAGUGUACAAAGGCAUCUUAUCUGAUCAAAGUAUCGUCGCCAUCAAGAAGUCUAAAAUUGUUGUUCAACGGGAAAUCAACCAGUUCAUCAAUGAGGUUGUCAUACUUUCACAAACAAACCAUAGGAAUGUGGUGAAGCUCUUUGGCUGCUGCCUCGAGACUGAAGUUCCUCUACUUGUUUACGAGUUCAUAUCAAAUGGAACUCUCUCGUUUCAUCUCCAUGGCCAAAGUGAUAACCCAUUGUCAUGGAAAGAUAGGUUGAGGAUUGCACUGGAGACUGCAAGGGCCAUUGCAUAUCUACACUCUGCUGCUUCCAUAUCAGUAUAUCACAGAGAUAUCAAAUGUGAAAAUAUACUACUAACUGAUACCUUAACAUCAAAAGUAUCAGAUUUCGGAGCGUCAAGGUCAAUUGCAAUUGAUGAGACAGGAAUACUUACGGCUGUCCAAGGAACCUAUGGUUACCUUGAUCCUGAAUACUACUACACUAGCCGGCUCACGGAGAAAAGCGAUGUUUACAGCUUUGGUGUCAUCCUAGCAGAGCUACUGACAAGGGUGACACCAGUUUUUUCUUCCCAUUCGUUGGAAGGCACAAGCCUAGCAUCACAUUUUGUGUCAUUUAUAAGAGACAACCGAUUGUUAGAUAUUCUAGAUACACAAAUUGUUGAGGAAGGAGGGGCUGAAGAUGCUGAGGUGGUUGCAAGACUCGUGGAAGCAUGCUUAAGUUUAAAAGGUGAAGAAAGGCCUACAAUGAGACAAGUUGAGACAACACUCGAAGAUGUGCAGAACUCAAAGUUCCAUUUCAAUUCUCAGAUCACAAGUGUGAACCAGAAUGCUAUGAGCGAUCAGUUAUACAAGGGAAGCAAAGGUAGUGAAGGAACUAGACUGUACAGCUUGGAAAAAGAGUUCAUUCAAUCAUCUGAAAUUCCAAGAUGAUUCUCUUACUUGCACGGUGAAGUGUUGCAGUUACUCCUACUAUUAUUAGUUUGGGUGUCAUGCCUCAUAUCAGUUGCCAAUUUAGAACUCUGUACUAUAACCAUGUAUGUCGUCCCUAUAGUACUGGCCUGUCAUGUAGAACUAAGUAUGUGAACAUACGUAAAUAAAGUGGUUUCAGGUAGAGUACAAUAUUUACAAUUAAAAAUCUAGUUCUUGUAUUCUUGACACUGAAUUUUAAAAGCUUUCAAGAAUUGUGAUACAGAGGGAGUACAUAAGAAGAGAU
Triticum aestivum (bread wheat) is the source of this 2903-nucleotide messenger RNA. RefSeq names its product wall-associated receptor kinase-like 8. The record is from RefSeq and is a predicted model, not a curated record. Gene Ontology annotation, cellular component: plasma membrane. The transcript has 4 exons. Gene Ontology annotation, molecular function: polysaccharide binding; ATP binding; protein serine/threonine kinase activity. NCBI's taxonomy places the organism in Eukaryota, Viridiplantae, Streptophyta, Magnoliopsida, Poales, Poaceae. The coding region runs from base 239 to 2620 and encodes 793 amino acids. Gene Ontology annotation, biological process: cell surface receptor signaling pathway; protein phosphorylation.